CCUCCGAAUGUCGCGUCUCUUUGAAAAUCCCAAUUUUCCCUCCACAUUUUUUAGCUCCGAAAUCAAACCAAAUUCAAAUCGAAACCAAACUCAAAUUUCAACUCCACUAUAUAUCUUUCGUCUUCUUCCACUAUCGCUAUCAAACAAAAACCCUCUUCUCUCCAAAUUUCUCAAUUCCCACUAUAAUUAAAUAUGGCUUCUUCUCAGUCACCAUCCGGCGAGAUCCAUCUCUUCGUGGGUCCCAUGUUCGCCGGCAAAACGACGUCCCUUCUCCGUCGUAUUAAAUCCGAGGUCGAUAACGGCAGGAACGUGGCCAUGUUGAAAUCGAGCAAGGAUGAUAGAUAUGCGGUUGAUUCUGUUGUGACGCAUGAUGGGAUCAAAUUUCCUUGCUGGGCUUUGCCAGAUUUGAUGCUGUUUAAGGAUAAAUUUGGUCACGAGGCUUAUCAGAAGUUGGAUGUGAUUGGUAUAGACGAAGCUCAAUUUUUUGAGGAUCUAUAUGAGUUUUGCUGCAAGGCUGCUGAUGAAGAUGGUAAAAUUGUUGUUGUUGCAGGCCUAGAUGGUGAUUACUUGAGGAGAAGCUUUGGAUCAGUGCUUCACAUAAUACCAAUUGCUGAUACUGUAACUAAGUUAACAGCUCGUUGUGAGCUUUGCGGUAAACGCGCCUUCUUUACUUUGAGGAAGACAGAAGAGAAACAAACUGAACUAAUUGGUGGGGCUGAUUUGUAUAUGCCGGUAUGCCGCCAGCACUAUGUGAAUGGUCAAGUUGUUGUGGAAUCUACUAAGAGUGUGUUGGAAUCUCAGAAAGUUAUAAGUGAUUCCCUUCUUGAGGAAGCUGCAGUUGCUUAGUAAUUUUAGAGGAAUUGGUUUGGUUUUGGUUUUAACAUGCUUACUAGAUUCUGGUGUGUGGUUCAAAAGGUCGUGCUGGAUUAUGACUCACAUCACAUGAUCUAUUUGUUUUAUCAUUACUCUUCUAAUUAUGUAUGUGUGGUAUAUAGUGGAGUUCAUGUGAGCUCUUUUUAUUGUCAUGUUAUACUUUACUUAUAUAUCAAUAAAGAAUUCCUUGUUCA
This is a messenger RNA of Vicia villosa (hairy vetch), 1067 nucleotides long. Its product is annotated as thymidine kinase a-like. Bases 193 to 846 code for a protein of 217 amino acids. The transcript is spliced from 4 exons. Gene Ontology annotation, molecular function: ATP binding; thymidine kinase activity. Gene Ontology annotation, biological process: thymidine metabolic process. The record is from RefSeq and is a predicted model, not a curated record. Lineage: Eukaryota; Viridiplantae; Streptophyta; Magnoliopsida; Fabales; Fabaceae.